AGCGUUAAACUUUGCAACAUGAGCGCUUAUUCGGACGGCAUGCAGUGAGGUAUAUUUUGCGACCACCUGUUGUGAUCGGGAAAGAAAAGUAUUGGAUUGGAAGAUGAUAUUAGUGAUUAUUUAAAAAUCAAAACAGAAGGCUAAAGGUGCAAUGAAAUUCUAUCAAUUCUGAUAUAGCCACAUCCAUGACCUGCUAAUUUCGAUGAUAGCACACUGCACAGGUUCGCCGCGUCACCAGCGACAACUGACAUAGCCUGAAUAUUCAGGUAACUCUCAAUUUCCUGGCACUAUCAUCUUCAUGAUAGCGUCUUUACCAGUUAGGAAGAGCACUUCUCCAAGGUUAAAGGUUAUACAGACUGGGUACGAUCUCUAAACGAAUUUAGAAUACCAAUUCACCAUGCGACUUCGAGGAACAAAUCCCAAACUCUUCGACAUCCUCCUCCUCUCCCUCCUCGCCAUGGCUCUGCUUUCACAAACCACUGCGACCACGCUGGAAAGUUGGUCCAACUGUUCCGAGACCAAGGACCUCUGGCAUGACUCGGCUCGCUGGUCAUCGUCGCCGGCGACAUCAAGCUCCUCGGGCAAGAUACCGCUCUACAUUGCCGGCUUCCUGCCCUUCAGCAGCGAAUUCUUUGACCAGUUGGUGUGCACCGUGUUGAUGGCCGUGGAACACGUCAAUGAUGACCCGAAUCUCCUGGCGGACUAUGAGCUUCGUUUCAUCUGGAACUGGACUCAGGCACUUCCGGGUCCAGCCCUCCAGCUUUUCUACGACAUGGUAUACAAUUCCCCUCAAGUGGUCAUGGCGUGGGGGCCGACCUAUUCCAGGGUAGGGGAAGUCCUCAAUCGUGUAGCUGCUCAAUAUCAUUUGGUACAGGUUGGGAUCGCCCAGUUUCAGGCGAAUGAGCAACUGGUCGAGACCUACCCAUACACCGUUCAGAUCUACCCUGCCAACUCGGUGUUCAACCCGGCUAGGAUCGCCCUGAUGAGAGAAAUGAAAUGGAAAAGAGCGGCCAUUAUGUACCAAAACGUCAAUCUCUUUAGAGAUGAGAUGGUUGAAUUAGCAACAAUGAUGCAAGGAGAAGGACUGAAUACAAUUUCUAUCGAAACUGUCAACGAGGAUCCAAGGACGAAUAUUCAAAGCUUAAAGAGGCAUGAUGCCAGAAUAAUCUUUCUCAGUGUCUACCAAGAUAUGGCGACCAAGGUCUUUUGUGAGGCCUACCGGCAGGGGCUCUAUGGACCCAAGUAUGUCUGGAUCCUUAUCGGCUGGUAUCACGCUGGCUGGUGGAGGAUCGAAACCACCAACUUCCGGGACAGAGGAGAAGAGUUCUGCACCUUUGAUCAGAUGGAUGAAGCGGUAGAAGGGUAUCUCAGCAUGAGAGGGUUCGAGAUACAGGAGGAUCUGUCCAAGAUCAACUUCAAUGGAAUCUAUCCUGAUGAGGAUCGUCUAGAGUUCUUUCAUCAUCUCCAGGGUGAGCUGCUAUUCUCUGGAGCCUGUGACUCCUAUGGUUAUGACCAGAUAAUGACGAUAGCUUUAGCUCUGAAUUCUUCAACCGAAGUGAUUGCUUCCCGUUCCCCGGGCAGCACCCUUGCGGACUUUACUUACACCAACACCGAAAUGGCUGAUAUCUUUCUUCAUGAGGCAAAGAAUGUCAAGUUUGUUGGUCUCACAGGUCCAGUGGCUUUUGAUUCAGUCGGAAGUAGAGAGAGCAACGCUGUGAUUCAACAAUUACAAAAUCAGCAAGUGGAGCAAAUAUUCGUGUUCGAUCGAGAGACGGAUACGAUCCGUCUCAAACGGGACUUUCAGUGGGGAGGUUCUAUCGUACCGGUUGACGGUCCCACUGAACAGUUAUUGGACGUCCACAUCAACAAUGCGAAUCGUAUCGUGAUCAGCGCUCUGGCGGGUCUGGGGAUAAUACUGGCAAUCAUUUUCCUCUCGGUCAACAUUGUACACCGCAAAAAACGAGCUUUGAAGAUCUCCAGUCCAAUGUUGAAUAAUGUGAUUUCAAUAGGAGGCAUCUUCCUCUACUGUUCGACAUAUCUCUUGAGCGAAUCAUUGGAAGUGCAGCCACAAGAAAAUUCUGUUCUCACUAAUAUUGAGUGUCAGGCUGCUCUUCUGGUUGCUUCGGUCGGUCUCUCUAUGUCUUUCGGCGCUCUCUUUAUGAAAACAUACCGUAUUCACCAAAUCUAUACAAGCGCUAUGAAAGUCAGAAAAGUUCUGAAAGGAUUGACCGACUCCCGUCUCCUCUUUGCGAUCUCUUGGUUCAUCAUCAUCGAUCUCGCUUUCUUUGCUUUCUGGAUGAGCUACGAUCCAAUGACAACGGAGAAUAGAACCUACAAACCAAUCCUGGAUGACACGGCGCCUGAGCUAGAGAUCUCUUUCGUCCCAACCCUAAACAUCUGCACAUCGGCAUCAAUGCUUCCGUUCAUGGGAGCUCUCGGAGUCUACAAGGGUGGGCUGCUUUUGUUUGGCGUUUUUCUCGCCUGGUCUACCCGAAAAGUCCGCAUCAUGGAGUUGAAUGACAGUAAAUACAUUGCCCUUUCAGUCUACACUGUCUGUUUGACUUGCGUCAUCGCAGUGCCAUUUGCAUACAUCUUCUACAGCAGAGGAGACAUCAACUAUGUAUUUACUUUCGUUGGGGGCGCCAUAGUCUUUGCAACCACCGUUGUGCUGUGUUUGGUUUUCGUGCCGAAACUGAUGGCAAUUAAUGAUCCAGCAUCAGAUACAAAAGGACGCCCUCUCACUAUGGCUACCUCUACUGACACCACCUUUGAUGACAAAGACGCAACCCUUCAGCGCUUGCAACGAGCACUGCAACAGAAAUUGCAAGAGCGCAAGGAUCUUUUGGAAGAGCUGGCUAUGUUAGACAGAAUCUAUAUGCAGAGUGACUGAAUAGACAAGAAGGGUUAAACUGAUACUCUGGGCUGAACAUUAUGUGAUUUGAAUGGAGUAAAAUCAGACAAAUAAAGGACUGAAAAUUUCAUCACUACUGGACAAGUAAUAACAAAGUUAUGGCAUUUUAAAGGAUUCCAUGGAACAAUUAUUCUAUUGUAUGUCCUCAUGAAUGAUGCAACGGGGGAGCUUAUUUUGCCCCCAAUUCCGAAUUUUGUCC
This is a messenger RNA of Lytechinus variegatus (green sea urchin), 3110 nucleotides long. RefSeq names its product gamma-aminobutyric acid type B receptor subunit 2-like. Bases 398 to 2890 code for a protein of 830 amino acids. The transcript is spliced from 19 exons. The record is from RefSeq and is a predicted model, not a curated record. NCBI's taxonomy places the organism in Eukaryota, Metazoa, Echinodermata, Echinoidea, Temnopleuroida, Toxopneustidae. Gene Ontology annotation, molecular function: G protein-coupled GABA receptor activity. Gene Ontology annotation, cellular component: G protein-coupled receptor heterodimeric complex; membrane. Gene Ontology annotation, biological process: gamma-aminobutyric acid signaling pathway; G protein-coupled receptor signaling pathway.